Molecule: messenger RNA, 1310 nt
Organism: Coccomyxa subellipsoidea C-169
Lineage: Eukaryota; Viridiplantae; Chlorophyta; Trebouxiophyceae; Coccomyxaceae
Exons: 4
Coding region: 121-492 (123 amino acids)
Source: RefSeq, a predicted model, not a curated record
AGGACCUGAGGCCGCUGCACAAGUCCUUCUUCGUGGCAGACCAUUUCGAGUGGCGCUACCUGGUGGCCAUGGACCUCGCACUGGCCAACACAUAUCUGGGCGACAGCCGCUACUCACAGGAUGUCAUGGGGCAGAUCCUGGACCAGUCCCUGGCAUUCCUGGACUCCACUUUUGGCAUUGUUGCUGGGCUGCGCGAGCUGUCAGUGGCCAUCAAGAAGACUAUCACCGUUACUCACGGCACCAUCACAAAAUAUUCCCCCUGGGGCGGCAGGCUCCUGUCCACCUAUGGCGGCCAGAUCUGGCGCGCGAUCCUUGCUCCUGCGGAGGUUGUGGUCUUCUUUGGAACCACCGCCAUCUCCCUCCUGGAUGGCUGAGGGGCAUGAAAGGGCACUUGAGAAUCUAUUUCUCCCCUUCUCUAUUCUGCUGCUCCUUUCAGUUGCCUCACGUGCUGAAGGAGGCACUUUCAGCAAGUGCACUCCCGCAGGACUGUGAUGGAUUUGGGGCGGCAUAUAAUGCUCCUCCCAUUCGCUAUGUCUAGAAGUAUCUGAUGACGCAUGCGGCUUCCUUCUGAAGGCGCAAGUGUAAAUGUUUUUUAUCUAGGGGUGUGACAUUCCUUCAAAAGGCAUCUCAGCUUACAUGUGUUCUCUUAGGAACGAUCUCUGCGAUCUGAUUUGUGGGUUUUGGGUGGCUGAAUGCAUGUCUCAUUAGCGUUGGAUGAUGUUCUUUGUGCAGACUUACUUGGGUUGCGCAGGGUGUCAACACAGAGGUACUUCUCCUUUUGCCCCUCUGGGUUGGUCAAGUAUGCUUUUUGUGAUUACUAAGGUUGCGUGUUGGAGGAGAUCACUGCUUUGCCAGGUGGUCACAACCUAACAUGUGCGCUGUGUAUAUUCACAAGUCUCUUAUUCUACAGGUGUUUAGUUAGGCACAUUGUAACGGUGAAUCGAAUAAGCACCUUUGGGUCUACUGAUAUUUGCCAUGAUUAAUAUUAUAGUCAGAUUAUUCAGUUGAGUUGUACUGCGCUAUAGAAGAGUAUUGGCGGCCCGUCAUGCUGGCAUGUCUCCAUCUUCUUGCCAAAUGGGUGAAUUAGUUAUCAAUGUGUUGGUUCAGGUUAGGUCACAGCUUGGGUUGAGUGUAGGCAUUGAUUAUGUUAGGGAGACACUGAGUCACACUAGAAAUGUGACAAAGUAUCCCAGGACUGCAGCACUGUAUGGUAAUCACUGGGCUUAAAUGGUCUGAAGAACCAAUGCAGUGUAUCGGCAGCUUGUGCCGCAUUCGGUGGUGCUGUGACUUUGUAAAAUAUCUGAACUGGC